Molecule: messenger RNA, 1485 nt
Organism: Gastrolobium bilobum
Lineage: Eukaryota; Viridiplantae; Streptophyta; Magnoliopsida; Fabales; Fabaceae
Product: fatty acyl-CoA reductase 1-like
Exons: 10
Coding region: 1-1485 (494 amino acids)
Biological process (GO): suberin biosynthetic process; long-chain fatty-acyl-CoA metabolic process
Cellular component (GO): intracellular membrane-bounded organelle
Molecular function (GO): alcohol-forming very long-chain fatty acyl-CoA reductase (NADP+) activity
Source: RefSeq, a predicted model, not a curated record
AUGAAGCAGUUGGGAAGUGUCUACGACUUUCUAAAGGGCAAGACCAUUCUAGUUACUGGUGCAACAGGAUUCUUAGCGAAACUUUUUGUGGAGAAGAUUCUAAGGGUUCAACCAAACAUAAAAAAGUUAUAUCUUCUUCUAAGAGCAGAAAAUCCUCAUUUAGCUACCCAACGCUUGCACAAUGAGGUCUUUGCAAAGGACUUGUUCAGUGUACAACGAGAUAAGUGGGGUGAAGAUUUUGAUUCCUUCAUAUCGGAGAAAGUGAUUGCAGUUGCCGGCGAUGUUUCUGUUGAGAACUUGGAACUUAAAGACUUAAAUCUGAGGGAAGAGAUGUUGGAAGAGAUAGAUAUCAUAGUACACAGUGCUGCAACUACCAAGUUUGACGAGAGAUUGGAUAUUGCAAUGGGUGUUAAUACUAUGGGAGCUCUGCAUGUUUUGAACUUUGCUAAGACUUGCCGUAAAGUUGAAAUUCUUCUCCAUGUAUCUACUGCUUAUGUAUGCGGGGAGGCUAAAGGACUCAUACGUGAGGAACCUUUGCAUAUAGGUCACACGCUAAACGGGUCCUCAAGAUUAGAUAUCAACUUAGAAAAGCAGUUAAUUGAGGAAAAAUUGAAUGAACUCCGAUUACAAAAUGCUAGUGAACAAACAAUCACAUCUGUGAUGAAAAACUUUGGAAUUCUAAGGGCAAAUUUAAAUGGAUUUCCAAAUACCUAUGUAUUUACCAAAGCAAUGGGAGAGAUGGUUUUGUUGAAUAUGAAAGAUGAUGUACCGUUGAUCAUCGCACGCCCCACUAUGUUAAUCAGUACUCACUCUGAACCAUUUCCCGGUUGGAUUGAAGGUGUGAGAACUCUUGACGUUCUGUUUGUCAAGUAUGGUAAAGGAACAUUAAGAAGUUUUCUUGGCCACCCAAAGACAAUAUUUGAUGUGAUACCCGCGGACAUGGUCAUAAAUUCCAUGAUCAUAGCAUUAGUGGCUCAUUCAAAGAGACAUUCCAAGACUUUGAUAUACCAUAUUGGUUCUUCAUUGAGAAACCCUUUCGGAAUUUCCGAUUUUGAGGAUAUAGCCCACCAAUACUUUACUAAAAAUCCUCUGGUCGACAAAUAUGGAAAACCUGUGGCUGUCCCAAAGAAAAUCACGUGGAUCUCAAGCUUGAGUUCCUUCAACAGAAACAUCAAGAUACGAUAUGUGAUUCCUCUAAUGGGAUUAAAUGUGAUGAACAAGGUAUUUUGGAACUGUUACGGGGAUUUUUAUAAUGAAAGUCAACGGAAAAUCAAAACAUUGAUGAACAUAGUAAGAUUGUGUAAACCUUAUCUCCUCUUUGAGGUCAUCUUUGAUGACAAGAACGCAGAAAAUUUGCGCAUGGCAACAAAACAGGUAGCUGAUGAAACCCAUGGAACAUUUAACUUUGAUCCAAGGAGUAUUAAUUGGAUUGACUACAUGUUGAACACCCACCUUCCUGGACUCAUAAAGUACUCUGUGAAGUGA